AUGGCUACGCUCGUGGAGCCCUCGGUACCUACUACCUCUUCUGAGGAGAGGAUACUGGCGUUGGAGAAACGGCUCCUAGAUCUGGACUUGAAGUAUCAAACGCUGUUGAAGAGCUUCGAAUCCCCUUCACCAAAUGCUCCAACCCAGGAGGGGGUGGAGAACACGGAGCCAAGCGCUUCUUCCACAACCUCAGGUGGCGUUAUCUCCAGCAGUGACGCUGGAACACUGGAAACAAAGGCCGACCAUAAUGGACAUUCACGGAUCAAGAUUGUCAGGACUUACAAGAAUCCUGACACAGGGGAGAUGAUUGAGAAAGAGGAUAAUCCAACGCCGAAGGCAGAAGACAGAGAUCAGGUUGCGUUUAUCUUAAAAAAGGUGCAGGCUGACAAGCUCCCAGGCUCAGAUGACAGGUCAGAGAUUGAUAUCAUCAGUCUUGAUCUGUGGAAUCUUCUCAAAAAGCACCUCGCCGCCACGCCUGGUCAUGCUUUUCGAGGCCAGCCCAUUACGAUUUAUUCUCCGUUCGAGGCCUUUGUUCAUAAUUUUGACCGCCUACAGACAGUUGCAGCUGACGUCAAUGAGAAAGACAACGAACAACAGAAACAAGCCCGCAAGGAUCUGCAGCUUCUCCUUGGUGCCAUCUCGGAUGGAUCCUCCGGUGACGAAAAACUGAACAAGUAUUUCAAGAUGAGGGACUCAUACCUCAGUGACGACACUAUUCAGUUUGACGAUCUUUGGACGAUAUUCCGUCCCGGGACCUUGGUUUACGGCAAGCCGUUUCAAGGAGAGGACCAAGUUUUCGUUGUCGCGGACAACUGGUACUGUUGGCCACAGAGAGGAGACCGUCCAACAACAUGGCUAGCUUGGCCACUUGCCUGUUGGGUGUACGAUUGGACCGGCACAGAGUUCAAGAGAACUCCGUUUAUGAUGAGGAUUGAGAGCUUUGAGGGACGGAAGCCCAUCACAUCUUUGCCAGAUUCAGAACUGAGGACUGUCAAGGCUAGCCUGAUAACAAAAGGCAAGAGGUUUCGGAAAUAUUGUGAGGCCAAGGAAGGUUUACGGAUGUUUGACUACAAGGGCGAUGCUAUUUACGGGAUGAAGGGUUUCAUCGGGAUGAGUCAAGGUGUUACAGAUGACAGUGAUGCUCGAUCAGUAAGGUCGUACUAUGACCAGUUAGAGCGUCUCCGCCGGCGGAGAACAGGGGAAGAUGCAGAUAUUUCUACACCGAGGUCAGAAUACACAGCCAGUCGGGUCAUGGUUGACUACCUGUCAUACUUCCAAUAUGGCUCUUCAACAAAGCGUCUUGGAGGGCUGGAAUCAAAGACUCAAACCUGGAUGGAUUGUGCAUGCUCUGACUGUGCGAAGAAUCCGGAGCUCAACACCAAGUUCCGUAUGCACUUUGACAAGCUGAACAUCCAGCUCAAAAAAGAUUGGGAGGAAGAGCAGUACCUCAUUUGCCCGCCACGUGUCUUGGGAUACAUACUUAAGGACAAGCAAUGGGCGCAGCUACAGGUCACCAAUCUCACAGAGAUCCCGCCCUCAGACAAUGACAACCCCUGGAAUACUCGAUUGCAGCUUGCCGACGACAAAAAAAAGUGUGGCACGACCAAGAGUUUGCUCUUCGAUCUUGUUCGAAGCCAUAUUUCGUCCUCCACGGGAGAUCGCAACGCGGACAGGGGUCUCGAAGUCAACGACAUUGUGCCCGGAAAGGGGAAGGGUUUGAUCAUUCUACUUUACGGGCCUCCUGGGGUCGGUAAAACGUCUACAGCAGAAACAAUUGCGAUUGCUGCCCGGAAACCGUUGUUCAGUAUCAGUGUCGCAGAUGUCGGCACAGAAGCCAAGCACGUCGAGUCCAACCUAGCGAGGAUCUUUGCUUUGGCUACCUCUUGGCAAGCCAUCCUACUCCUCGAUGAAGCCGAUGUUUUUCUGGAAAGCCGAGGAAAAGGAGACUCCACAGACAAGAAUGCCCUCGUCUCAGUCUUCCUCCGAGUUCUCGAGUACUAUCAGGGCAUAAUAUUCCUCACCACCAACCAGAUUGCCCAGUUCGACGUCGCGAUUCCCUCUCGCAUCCAUAUCUCCAUCGCCUACGGGCAUCUUAACGAGGACCAGAUGACGAAAAUCUUCCAAGGUUUCCUCGACCCACUGGAAGAUCGUGACUUGAUCGAGGACUACGCAGGCAUCCUGAAUUACCUCGAUGAAUAUGUGUACUCCAUGAGGUUUGACGGCCGGCAGAUUCGGAACAUUGGUCCUGGAAAGUUGAAGCUGAAGCACUUGAAGACAGUAGUGACCAACACCAAUCAGUUCAAGAACGACUUCUCAAAACAGUACGAACGAUACAUUGAGAAGCAGCAGAGCAUCAAAAGCUUCAAUCCAUAG
This is a messenger RNA of Neurospora tetraspora, 2373 nucleotides long. RefSeq lists its product as uncharacterized. The coding region runs from base 1 to 2373 and encodes 790 amino acids. The transcript has 10 exons. The record is from RefSeq and is a predicted model, not a curated record. NCBI's taxonomy places the organism in Eukaryota, Fungi, Ascomycota, Sordariomycetes, Sordariales, Sordariaceae. Gene Ontology annotation, molecular function: ATP binding; ATP hydrolysis activity.